AUGAAUGGAAGGUCAUGCAGCAUGAAUCUCCACCGGACAUCAGGAACCCCACAGGGGCCUGGGAUGGUCAGUGGCCAACACAUCCCUCCCAUUCAAGCCCAUUCGGGGACUCCUGGCCCCUCAUCCUGUGGCAGCACAGCAAGCUCUGCCAUUGGAAGCCUUGCUGACAGCCUCCAUCUCAAGAUGCCCUCAGGAGGAGGGAUGGCUCCUCAGAGCAACAUGAAUGAGAGCCCCAUCCAUCUGCCUGCCUUGAGCCCCAGGAGACAAGUGCUCACCAGUGGGAAGCCACGUUUCCAGGUCACCCAGGCUGGAGGCGUGUCAGGGCCACACACAUUAAAGCCAAAGCAGCAGGAGUUUGGAAGCCCCUUUCCUCCAAAUUCUGGGAAAGGGGCUCUUGGCUUUGGGCCUCAGUGCAAGUCCAUUGGAAAAGGCAGCUGCAACAAUCUAGUGGUCACCAGCAGUCCCAUGAUGGUUCAGCGACUGGGACCCAUUUCACCUCCAGCAAGCCAGGUCUCCACAGCAUGCAACCAGAUCAGUCCUAGCUUACAGAGGGCAGUGAAUGCAGCCAACCUGAAUAUACCUCCUUCAGAUACCAGGUCCCUUAUUUCGCGAGAGUCUUUGGCCUCCUCAACUUUGAGUCUGACAGAAAGUCAGUCGGCCUUGAACGUGAAACAAGAGUGGUCGCACGGCUAUAAGGCUCUCCCUUCACUCUCCUCGAGCCACAGCUCUCAGAAUGGCACUGACCUAGGGGACCUAAUCAGCCUUCCUGCUGGGACAGCCAUGUCCAGCAACAGUGUCUCUAACUCAUUGCCAUCCUACCUUUUCGGUAUGGAAAACAGCCACUCUCCUUACCCCAGUCCCCGACACUCUUCAGCCAGGUCCCACUCGGCCCGCUCCAAGAAGAGAGCACUGUCCUUGUCCCCGCUGUCCGACGGCAUCGGGAUAGAUUUCAAUACCAUCAUCCGCACCUCGCCCACGUCCUUGGUCGCCUACAUCAACGGGUCAAGGGCUUCCCCCGCCAACAUGUCUCCACAGCCUGAGGUCUACGGGCAUUUCCUGGGAGUGCGAGGCAGCUGUAUUCCUCAGCCGUGCUCAGUGCCAAGUAGCCAGAAGGGUGUGCGGGUGGCCAGCGGUGGCCUGGCUCUCCCGGCCUACGACGAGGACAGCGCCCUGGAGUAUGAGCGCAUGCAGCAGCUGGAGCACGGUGGCCUCCAGCCUGGCCUGGUCAACAACAUGGUGGUGCAGCACGGCCUGCCGGACCCCGCCGGCCACGCGGCCGGCCUGCUCAAGACCGAGCGCCUGGAUGAUUUCCCUGGUGGCGUCCUGGACCUGCCCCCCGCACCUCCUCUGCCGCCUCUGCCACCGCCGCCCCAGCCCCAAGGCCCCCCGCCGCCCUACCAUGCUCACCCGCAUCUGCAUCAUCCAGAGCUGGUCCACCAGGCCCAGCCGCUGGCCCUGCCCCAGGCCGCCCUGGAAGAGGAUGGGGAGAUGGAUGACGUUGGGGGCAAGCAUUGCUGUCGCUGGAUCGACUGCAGUGCCUUGUAUGACCAGCAGGAGGAACUUGUGCGGCACAUCGAGAAGGUUCACAUAGACCAGCGCAAAGGAGAAGACUUCACUUGUUUCUGGGCCGGUUGUCCUCGAAGGUACAAGCCAUUUAAUGCCCGCUAUAAACUGUUGAUCCACAUGAGAGUUCACUCGGGGGAAAAGCCCAACAAGUGUUCGUUUGAAGGUUGCAAGAAGGCCUUUUCAAGGCUUGAAAAUCUCAAGAUUCAUUUGCGGAGCCACACAGGCGAGAAGCCGUAUUUGUGCCAGCAUCCGGGCUGUCAGAAGGCGUUCAGUAACUCCAGUGACCGCGCCAAGCACCAGAGGACGCAUCUGGACACUAAACCUUAUGCUUGUCAAAUUCCGGGAUGCACCAAACGCUACACAGACCCAAGUUCCUUAAGAAAGCAUGUGAAGGCACAUUCUUCCAAAGAUCAGCAAGCAAGGAAAAAGCUGCGGUCCAGUGCUGAGCUCCAUCCCGACCUGCUCACAGACUGCCUCACGGUGCAGCCCCUGCAGCCCUCCACCUCCCCACGAGACGCUGUCGAUAGGGCGGUGGGAUGCUCCCCAGAGCCCGGGCCUGACCUCUAUCCAGCUUCCAUUUUCUCCAGCAAUCACUCAAGCCGAAGCGGAACAGCUGCUGGGGCCGUGCCACCCCCACAUCCUGUCAGUCACCCUUCCCCGGGACAUACUGUACAGGGGAGCCCCCACAACCCCUCCUCCCAGUUACCGCCACUCGCAGCUGUGGACGCCGGAGCUGAGAGGUUUGCGCCUUCUGCUCCAUCUCCUCACCACAUUAGCCCCCGGAGAGUUCCAGCUCCUUCAAUAAUGCAGAGAACACAGCCUCCCCAUACCCAGCAGCCCUCAGGAUCACACCUGAAGUCUUAUCAGCCAGAAACAAGCUCUUUUCAGCCAAAUGGAAUCCAUGUCCAUGGAUUUUAUGGGCAACUACAGACAUUCUGCCCCCCGAAUUAUCCUGACUCUCAAAGAACCAUGCCACCCAGCAGUUCCUGCAGUGUGAUGCCUUCCUUCGAGGACUGUGUGGUCCCCACUUCUGUGGGCCAGGCUGGCUUUGAUGUUUUCCACAGAGCCUUCUCAACUCACUCGGGCAUUACAGUGUAUGAUUUGCCUUCGGGUUCCUCAAGCCUCUUUGGGGAGACUCUUCGCAGUGGACCUGAAGAUGCCACAUUCUUACAGAUCAGUGCUGUGGACCGCUGUCCUAGCCAGCUCUCCUCUGUCUAUACUGAAGGCUAA
This is a messenger RNA of Rangifer tarandus platyrhynchus (Svalbard reindeer), 2796 nucleotides long. NCBI's taxonomy places the organism in Eukaryota, Metazoa, Chordata, Mammalia, Artiodactyla, Cervidae. The record is from the annotation of a GenBank genome assembly.